This is a messenger RNA of Punica granatum (pomegranate), 2229 nucleotides long. NCBI's taxonomy places the organism in Eukaryota, Viridiplantae, Streptophyta, Magnoliopsida, Myrtales, Lythraceae. The record is from RefSeq and is a predicted model, not a curated record.
AUGAGUAUGUACGGGAGGGAUCCGUGGGGGGGUCCGCUGGAGAUAAACGCGGCGGACUCGGCCACGGACGACGACAGGAGCAGGAACCUGCAGGACUAUGACAGGGCGGCGCUGUCCCGGCCCCUGGACGAGACGCAGCAGAGCUGGCUGCUCGGCCCCGGGGAGCAGAAGAAGAAGAAGUACGUCGAUCUGGGCUGCAUCAUCGUCAGCCGCAAGAUCUUCGUCUGGACCGUCGGCACCCUCCUCGUCUCCGGCUUCCUCGCCGGCUUCAUCACCCUCAUCGUCAAGACCGUCCCCCGCCACCACCACAACCACGCCCCCUCCGACAACUACACCCUCGCCCUCCACAAGGCACUCAUGUUCUUCAACGCCCAGCGCUCCGGUAGGAUCCCCAAGCAUAAUAAUGUGUCGUGGAGGGGCAACUCCUGCCUCCAGGAUGGCAAGUCUGAUUCGUCGUGGACGCUGACGAAGGAUCUUGUUGGUGGAUACUAUGAUGCUGGCGAUGCCAUCAAGUUCAACUUUCCUCAAUCGUUCGCCAUGACCAUGUUGAGCUGGAGCGUGAUUGAGUACAGUGCGAAAUAUGAGGCUGCAGGAGAGCUCAACCAUGUGAAGGAAAUCAUUAAGUGGGGAACUGACUACUUUCUCAAGACCUUCAAUUCCACUGCUGAUACCAUAGACGCGAUUGCUGCACAGGUUGGAGUUGGGGAUACUUCAGGUGGGAGCACUACUCCGAACGAUCACUACUGCUGGAUGCGCCCGGAAGACAUCGAGUAUGACCGUCCUGUAUAUCAAUGCCACAGUUGCUCAGAUCUCGCUGCUGAGAUGGCGGCUGCCUUAGCUUCAGCAUCUAUUGUUUUCAAAGACAACAAGGCCUACUCCCAGAAGCUCGUCCACGGUGCCAAGACCCUUUUUAAGUUCUCGAGGGAACAGCGAGGGAGAUACAGUGCCGGUGGUUCAGAUGCUGCAAUUUUCUAUAACUCCACCAGUUACUGGGAUGAGUUUGUGUGGGGCGGUGCUUGGCUUUACUAUGCAACUGGUAACUCUUCUUAUCUGCAGCUUGCCACCACUCCUGGUAUUGCGAGGCAUGCCGGUGCUUUUUGGGGCGGCCCAGAUUAUGGUGUACUCAGCUGGGAUAACAAGCUUGCUGGUGCUCAGGUGCUUUUGAGCCGUCUGAGGUUGUUCCUAAGCCCCGGAUAUCCGUACGAGGAAAUAUUGAGGACCUUCCACAAUCAAACCAGCAUAAUCAUGUGCUCUUUCCUGCCUGUCUUCACGAGCUUCAAUAGGACCAAAGGAGGGUUGAUUCAGCUGAACCAUGGAAGGCCCCAGCCUCUUCAGUAUGUUGUCAACGCAGCUUUCUUGGCCACUGUAUACAGCGAUUACCUUGAUGCUGCUGAUACUCCGGGAUGGUACUGUGGGCCCAAUUUCUAUUCAACUGAUGUCUUGAGAGAGUUUGCCAGGACGCAGAUUGAUUAUAUUCUGGGCAAGAACCCUCGGAAGAUGAGCUACAUCGUGGGGUUCGGCGAGCACUAUCCGAAGCAUGUGCACCACAGGGGUGCUUCUAUCCCUAAGAACAAGAUCAAGUACAACUGCAAAGGCGGCUGGAAGUGGAGGGACAGCAGAAAGCCCAACCCCAACACUUUAGUAGGGGCAAUGGUCGCAGGUCCUGACAAGCACGAUGGGUUCCACGAUGUGCGGACCAACUACAACUACACAGAGCCCACACUUGCUGGGAAUGCGGGCUUAGUGGCAGCUCUUGUGGCCCUGUCGGGUGAUGGGAGCGCUAAGAUCGACAAGAACACAAUCUUCUCUGCAGUUCCACCCAUGUUCCCAACUCCUCCACCCCCUCCUGCUCCAUGGAAGCCAUAAAUGAGAUAGAACCACGUAUCAGCUCAGGUCUGGGCUCAUGAGUCUCAAUCGUGUACUUAGUGGUGUGCUUGCUCGACUUUGCCAAGGUAGAUUUUUUGAACGGGAAGGACAGUUCGUGGUGAUCUGGCAAAUGACUGGAAUCAGGUUUCGGCAUCAGAAGAUCAAGUGCAAGCUGCUCUAAUUGGGAUCUCCUAUGCAAUUAGUUGUCUUCCUGCCGUCUUUUACCCUCUUUCUGUCUUGUGAUAUAUAUCAUGUGUUUAUGUAAGAAAAAAAAAUAGUGAUGUAUUCUUUAUAACUGAGGAUUUUGAACAGCAUGAAAUGAAAUCAGAGAAUAACGAUGUAUGCUGGUAAUGUUACACUCAA